Astrephomene gubernaculifera is the source of this 1022-nucleotide messenger RNA. NCBI's taxonomy places the organism in Eukaryota, Viridiplantae, Chlorophyta, Chlorophyceae, Chlamydomonadales, Astrephomenaceae. The record is from the annotation of a GenBank genome assembly.
CGCAACCGUUGUCUGUAGUGUUCCUUAAUCGGCCCCACUGCUGCUUGAAUUUGUUUCCGCCCAAAAAACUUCUGGAGAGUUGCCAGCUGUUAUUAAGCGUCGCCAAUUGCUUAAUUUAUAUACCGAUUUCACAUCCACUAGUAACUGUUGAUAGGAUAUGUUGUAAUGAGGCAUAUACAUGAAACACUGGUGUUGCUGCUUUUAUUGGCACCGCUUAGUACCGUAGCCGGAGGCGAUGACGUCGCUGGGCCCAUUGUUAAGCUUGUCGACCUUCAAGCGAAGCAAGAUAAUGGAACGGCAAAGGACACGAGUUCCAGCGGCAGUAAGCCAGAAACCAUUGCACAGUAUUUAGACGCUGCACUACAGAAGGAGUUUACGAAGGAAACUAGCGAGGAUGCGAAAGGUGGAGCUAACUUCAAUGCAACGGUCCAACAAGAGGAGGCCAAGCUAGAAACAGUAGUGCGGAUCACGGGCAAAACCACAGCGGUCCAGCAAGUCACGGCCGCGACCACAAACGGGACAGACAGCGCCACCGAAGAUGCCAAAACCGGCGGCGGAAGCGGAAGCAGCGCCAGUGGCGGCGAAACCGCUACGGCCACAGGCGCCACCGCCAGCAAUAGUACGAAAAGCGCAGCACCUGAAGCAGACGCAGCCGCUGCUGCUGCCGCUGCCACCGCAACAUCCUCUGCUAGCGAGGUCGACCGCAUCAUUGACUCCCAGGAUAAUGAGUUUGUGCUGUCGAAGCCGAGUGAGAGUGUGGCCUCACUCACACUGGACCAGCAGCUCAUCAUGGACAUUGCGGUGCUGCUGGUGGCGGCGGCGUUGUUCGGCAGCCUGUUUGAGGCGGUACGGCAGCCGGUCAUCAACGGGUACCUGAUUGGCGGGGCUGUGGUGGGGCCGGGGGGGCUGAACAUGAUCAAGGAGCUGGUGCAGGUGGAGUCGCUCGCCCAGCUGGGGGUGCAGCUGCUGCUGUUCGGGUUGGGGCUGGAGCUCUCGCUGGGGAAGCUGAGGGCGGUGUGGGG